AUGAAAUUGUAUUGGAUGACAGCAGUUAGUGGUUUAUUCUGGUGCAGUUGGGCAAGACCAAUAAUAUUCUCGGAGGACAGCAUUGGAUCAUCAUCUCCCCUUUCUACUAUCUCUGCGUCUGCGUCUGACUCUGCUUCUAGUAUCGGUUCUGGUUCUGGUUACAAUAAUGCUGGUGGUGGUGGUAUCGGUGGUGCUUACGAUGAUAGCAAUAAUAAUAAUGAUGGUGUGGCUAGUUUGAAUCGUGCUAAAUUUGGAUUGGAUAUCCUCAAGGGGGCCCAUUACACCCUUGAAAGUACCAAGAAUACAUUGCCAGUCAUCAGCCACGAUUAA
This is a messenger RNA of Phycomyces blakesleeanus NRRL 1555(-), 330 nucleotides long. RefSeq lists its product as hypothetical. The record is from RefSeq and is a predicted model, not a curated record. The transcript has a single exon. Lineage: Eukaryota; Fungi; Mucoromycota; Mucoromycetes; Mucorales; Phycomycetaceae. The coding region runs from base 1 to 330 and encodes 109 amino acids.